GCUCCAUGCUCUUAACCAAGGCCAAGCCGAGUCCAGAGGUGAAAACAUGCAAAGUCAGCAACAAUUAUAAAAAUUUUGGGUGGUCCCCAUAACCAGCCUGGUUCGAAAAGUCGGAAAACCCAAAACUACACAACAUAGACACACAACCAAACUCAUCAUCUCUCUCUUAACACUUCCACUUGCCAUCGCCGACACUUCAAGAAAAUUAAAGAAAAGAAUAAAAGAAAGUAAACUCUUUCACCAAAAAAGAAAGAAAAUUUAUUGUUCCAUCUUUCUGAUAAUCCGAUCUUACAGAGAGAGCUCCAUGGGUCGUCGCAUCUAUGGUGGCUCCGCCGUCAUUCAUCUCUUUCUUUUCUUCUUCGUCCUAAUCUUCUCCGCCGCAUCUGCAUUAUCCAAGAACCCGAAUCCUUCUUCCGGGUCAGGUCAGAUCAACUCAAACUCUGUACUUGUAGCUCUUCUUGACUCUCGUUACACUGAGCUAGCUGAGCUCGUCGAGAAAGCUCUUCUCCUCCAGACACUUGAAGACGCUGUUGGUCGUCACAAUAUUACCAUUUUUGCCCCACGCAAUGAAGCUCUUGAACGUGACCUUGACCCGGAGUUCAAGAGGUUCUUGCUCGAACCAGGUAAUCUCAAAUCUCUCCAAACACUCCUAAUGUUCCACAUUAUACCCAAUCGGGUCGGGUUGGACCAAUGGCCUCCAGAAGAAUUGGGUCGGGUCAAGCACCACACGCUAGGGAACGAUCAAGUCCAUUUGAGCAAUGGAGAAGGAAAAAAGAUGGUUGAUUUAGCUGAGAUUAUCCGACCCGAUGAUUUGACCCGACCCGACGGAUUGAUCCACGGGAUCGAACGGCUUCUCAUUCCUCGCUCCGUUCAAGAAGAUUUCAAUCGCCGUCGUAGCCUCCAGUCAAUCACCGCCGUUUUACCUGAAGGAGCUCCUGAAGUUGACCCGAGAACCAACCGUCUUAAGAAACCUGCAGCUCCAGUCCCCGCCGGAUCUCCACCGGCUCUUCCGAUCCAAUCCGCCAUGGCUCCUGGUCCAUCGCUAGCUCCGGCACCAGCUCCGGGACCUGGAGGCAAGCAGCACCACUUCGACGGUGAAGCUCAAGUCAAAGAUUUCAUCCACACACUGUUACAUUACGGCGGUUACAACGAGAUGGCGGACAUUCUCGUGAAUUUGACGUCACUCGCGAUGGAGAUGGGUCGCUUGGUGUCAGAAGGCUAUGUGUUGACGGUUCUAGCUCCUAAUGACGAAGCUAUGGCGAAACUGACGACGGAUCAGUUGAGUGAGCCAGGAGCACCGGAGCAGAUUGUGUAUUACCAUAUUAUCCCUGAGUAUCAAACGGAGGAGAGUAUGUACAAUUCUGUUAGGAGAUUUGGAAAGGUGAAGUUCGAUACGCUGCGCUUUCCUCAUAAGGUUGCGGCUAAGGAAGCUGAUGGUUCGGUUAAGUUUGGUGACGGUGAAAGGUCAGCAUAUUUGUUCGAUCCUGAUAUUUAUACCGACGGUCGGAUUUCGGUUCAAGGGAUUGAUGGUGUUUUGUUUCCUCAAGAGGAGGAGAUUGUUGAAUCGGUUAAGAAACCGGUUAAGAAAGUUGUUCAGCCGAGAAGAGGGAAAUUGUUGGAAAUAACCUGUAGCAUGCUUGGUGCUUUUGGCAAGGACACUUAUCUCAGCAAAUGCCGGUGAAUUCGCAAACCCGCCAAAGUAUUGAUGUAAACACAUUCAAAAAGCUGAUUGAAGGUUGGCCCUGGGGGGAUUGGAAAGGGAGGGGGGGCCACCACGGCGGUUUUAAAAAAACCAUUUUUCCAGGGAAGGAGAAGAGGGUUUUUUGAUUUUUUUUUUUUCUUUUUUUAAAUAUAUUUUGGGGGGGGGGGGGGGGGUGUUUGGUCUUGGAUUAUGAAUACUGUAAUUAGAUUAUAUCAAUCAUUUUUUAAUUAAUUUGGUGGUGUAUGAGAAUGAGAGUACAAUAAAUAAAUGGGAAAACAAAAAAGACUUUUUCUUUCACUGUGUAAGGGAUUUGUUGUUUUUGCCUUUUUGGAGUCCUUAGCUUUUACUGUGGGGAAAGUAUAUUUUCCACUUGGUAAUGGUAAGAGAAUAAUUAAAUUAUAGUCAUCACUAUGAUUAGAUGUCUCUGACUUAAGUAUUUUGUGAGAAUGUAAUAUAAUUAUUCUCGUGGACAUGGGAAAUGAGUUGGCUCAGGCUGUGUUUGUUGAUUAUUGGAGGAAAAA
Messenger RNA from Arabidopsis lyrata subsp. lyrata, 2223 nucleotides. RefSeq names its product fasciclin-like arabinogalactan protein 17. The coding region runs from base 305 to 1681 and encodes 458 amino acids. The record is from RefSeq and is a predicted model, not a curated record. The transcript is spliced from 3 exons. Lineage: Eukaryota; Viridiplantae; Streptophyta; Magnoliopsida; Brassicales; Brassicaceae.